UCCCCUCCGCCGCGGCCUCCCCGCCGCCGUUCUUCUUUGGGGCGCCGGCGCUGCCUCUACCAUGCGCUUCAGAGCCAAGAUCGCGGACAUCGGGUGCCUCAACCACUUCACCCGGAUGAUCAACACCAUUGCCAAGCUCACCAAGACAUGCACCCUCCGCCUCACGGUGGACAAGCUUUACUUCAUCCUCAGUGACAAAGUGGCUAAUGGAGGCGUUGGCAUGUGGUGCGAGCUCAGCCAGGGGAACUUCUUCGAUGAGUUCCAGAUGGAGGGGGUAGCCGCUGAACACAACGAGAUCUAUUUGGAGCUGACACCCGAAAACCUCUCCAGAGCCUUAAAAACAGCCCAGAACGCCAAGGCUGUGAAAAUCAAGUUGACUAACAAGAAUUGCCCCUGCCUCACUGUAGCUGUGGAAUUGCCCUCUUUGUCGAGCAGCAGCCGCGUCGUGACCCACGACAUUCCAGUGGGAGUAAUCCCCAGAAAACUCUGGAAGGACUUCAGGGAGCCAGCGGUGCCAGAUUUUGAUGUCAGCAUUUACUUACCAGUCCUGAAGACCAUGAAGAAUAUUGUGGAGAGGAUGAAGAACCUCAGCGACUCUAUUGUAAUGGAAGCAAAUCUAAAUGGUGACAUGAACUUGAAAAUAGAAACUGAACUCGUGUCUGUCACAACUCAUUUUAAAGAACUUGGGAAUCCUCCCUGGGUAUCGGAGAAUGGAUCUCAAGGCUCUACUCAAGAGAGGGAUCCUGAGAGCAUGGUGGAGGCGCGCAUCGACAUCAAGAAGCUUCUGCAGUUGCUUGCAGGGCAGCAGGUGAACCCCACAAAAGCCCUGUGCAAUAUUGUCAGCAAGAGGAUUGUUCACUUCAUCCUGCUGCACGAUGAUGUGUCCCUCCAGUACUUCAUUCCGGCCCUUGCGUGAAUUGAGUAGCCGUCCCCAGUGCUGCUCUUCGUCAUGCAAGCCUCCCUUCUCAAGAUGCCAAGAUAAGGAAGGAAGCAAAGGGCUUAGAUGUUGGUAGUUGCUUUAUAGUUUUAUUAAUCAGUUCCUCUGUUCAGAAGAAUAUUUUUUGAGCCUUGUUUCACUGUAAAUACAUCUGCGGGUAUUUUUAUUGAACUUUUA
Molecule: messenger RNA, 1114 nt
Organism: Eublepharis macularius
Lineage: Eukaryota; Metazoa; Chordata; Lepidosauria; Squamata; Eublepharidae
Gene: HUS1
Product: HUS1 checkpoint clamp component
Exons: 8
Coding region: 62-916 (284 amino acids)
Biological process (GO): telomere maintenance; mitotic DNA replication checkpoint signaling; mitotic intra-S DNA damage checkpoint signaling
Cellular component (GO): site of double-strand break; nucleolus; checkpoint clamp complex
Source: RefSeq, a predicted model, not a curated record